Protopolystoma xenopodis is the source of this 459-nucleotide messenger RNA. The record is from the annotation of a GenBank genome assembly. Lineage: Eukaryota; Metazoa; Platyhelminthes; Monogenea; Polystomatidea; Polystomatidae.
AUGGCAAAGCUCACUAACGAUGCCGACUACGAUGCCGGUGAAACCAUCUUCGGCUUUGUAGCUCUGAAGCAGAACUCCAGUGAGAACAUGUGCCACCUUUUCUGUGAUAAGCCUGAGAUGCCCGCCGCAUUUAUUGCCGACUACAUCAUGCGGUACCUACUUGGCAUAUCUAUUCUGAUUGGCACAUAUCACAGGCCCCUAAAUGCCAACAGCCUCAUCAAGCCUUCCUUCAAGAACGAGAACGGUCGUCUGGGAAGGGCUGCCAAAAUUCUCACCGGCUUCAGACUCCCGUUUUUAGAUGAAUCCCACUUCUCUUCGGGAGGACUCGACAUAAAGCUCAAUCGUGUUUCCUCUUUUUAUCUCUUGCCAAGUUCUCACACAGAACUCGUUUUUGGUCCUCAGCCGCCUCAACAGCUAUUUCAACUUCGCCUUGUGGCCACUUUUGGGCGAGAUUUUUAA